GAACAAGCUUUCGCUCUCAAAAAAGGAAAAUAAAAACGAAAACAAAAAGAAGAAAAAACAGCGUUCUUUUCUUAGUUUUUUAAUCAUUGUUUUUGGCAUUGAAAUGAGAGAAAUUGCAUUUUUUUAAUUGAUGCGGAAAACCAAAUGGCGUCAGUACAAUUCUUGAAAUACAAUCCAUCUCCAGUUUCUGUUUCCCGACCAAAUUUUCCCGGGAAUCCAAGGUGGUUUUUCUCGGAAUCCUCUUUGAGAAAAAGAGUUGUCAGGUUCGGAAGCUCUGGCGGUUCACGAAACUACACGAACAAGAGAUUGAGGCUUUUCUGUGCCGCUCAAGACCCCGAAAAAGAAAGCAAUGGUGAAGAACCUCCAGAAUCAUUGUUCAUGAAGGAACUGAGGAGGAGGGGUAUGACACCCACUUCGUUGCGUGAGGACACCAAUACGAGUGAUUAUGGACUUAACGAUGAGACGACAAGGAAAGAAGGAAGAGCUUUUUCGCAGAGAAAUGCAGUCUCAACUGAAGUUGAGAAAAGCCUCUCUGAUCAAAGGGAGCGCUCCAUGAAGUUGAACAGCGAAGGCCUUGAGGGGUUAAUCCCUCGGGCCAGACUGUUGCUAACAAUUGGAGGAACAUUUUUCUUGGGGUUCUGGCCGUUGAUCCUCAUAACAGUUGCAUUCUUCUCUGCCCUUUAUUUUUACUUUGGACCAGCUUUUGUGCAUGAUGCAAGCAAAAUGCCAAUCUCGCCACCCCCGUACAUCGAUCCGUAUGCGCUUCUGGAAGAGGAAAGGAUUUCACAAAUAGCACCACGUAUAAAUUGAAGACAGUUGUUCAGGGUUAAGCAUAUUUUAGAUUUGUGUACUUGUAAGUACAAUGGCCAAAGAAAUGCACAUAUGGUCAGCAAAAGAAAAAUGGAAAAAUCCAACUACAGAUUUUAUUGACUACUUUUCUCGACUCUUGUUUAUUCUUUUUCUGUACAAAUCUAAACUGAUGUUAUAUCAAGCAUCAGUGCUGUGUACGUGUAUAUUGUUUUUUUAACCAUUCUCUAGACGCACUUGCAAUGUCGUUUUUGCUAA
Messenger RNA from Morus notabilis, 1065 nucleotides. RefSeq lists its product as uncharacterized. NCBI's taxonomy places the organism in Eukaryota, Viridiplantae, Streptophyta, Magnoliopsida, Rosales, Moraceae. The record is from RefSeq and is a predicted model, not a curated record. The transcript is spliced from 4 exons. Bases 145 to 810 code for a protein of 221 amino acids.